AUGUCGGGCUGGCUAAGCGCCCCCAAAACGUGCACCUUUGUCGCGGCGCUCUGCCUAGGCGUCGCGGCCCUGGCGGCAAACUUCCUCGGUCUGGACGGACGCACCGCGCUGGUAACUUCCUCCAUCUUGGCAGUUGGCCUGGCCGCGGCGCUCGCAAGCAUCCCCGUGAUCAUUUCGAGAGCCCGCCAGCUGCGGGAGGGCAGCGUCUACGCACGGGGCGACAGCGAUGACGAAGGCAGUCUUGAUCCGUUUGAGGGUGGCCUGGAAACAGACUUUGACGGGCGGACGAACAGGCAAGUGUGCCCGCGUGCGGCGUCGAUGGAAGCAAAAAUUCAGCCUCUGCUGUCCCCGCUGAGCGCCGGGCUAGGCUAUUUCGGGCCAUAA
This is a messenger RNA of Chondrus crispus (carragheen), 384 nucleotides long. RefSeq lists its product as hypothetical. Bases 1 to 384 code for a protein of 127 amino acids. The transcript has a single exon. The record is from RefSeq and is a predicted model, not a curated record. Lineage: Eukaryota; Rhodophyta; Florideophyceae; Gigartinales; Gigartinaceae.